Messenger RNA from Alnus glutinosa, 623 nucleotides. RefSeq lists its product as uncharacterized. The transcript is spliced from 2 exons. The coding region runs from base 97 to 408 and encodes 103 amino acids. The record is from RefSeq and is a predicted model, not a curated record. Lineage: Eukaryota; Viridiplantae; Streptophyta; Magnoliopsida; Fagales; Betulaceae.
GCACAAAUAUUCAAUACUCUUUUAUAUAAGUCAACACAAAUUCGAUCAUAAUACUUGAAUCCACUAUAUAUAAAUAGGAGUGUACGUAGGAGGGAAAUGGUGAACACAAGAUUCAAGACACCCAACAUGAAGACCAUUCUUAUUAUUGGCAUUCUCUUGGCUUCCAUUCUUUUCUCUCCCUCUUCAAUUAACGCUCGAGAAUUGGCUGAUCAGAGUGGUGAUCAUCGAAAGAGUUUAUCACUUGAUGUGUCGACGAAGAUAGUACCAGGAGUAGUAGAAGGCAGCUCUGAAGGUCUGAACAUUAGUAGCAACAAAAUAGUUUCCUUUCGGAGCCUACGAGAAGGAGGUACAUCGGGUCCACCUUCACCCCGCCUAAACGUAGAACCAUCCCCUGGCGGGGGCCAUUAGAUUGUUCAUUGUUGUUUGUUUUUUCAGUUCCAAUUGACAUCCAAAGAGCAAGUCCUAUUCCUUUCCGAAUUUGGACCAAUUUACUUUUUGUUUGUAUUCUAGUUUAUGCAUCUAUCUUGAAUAAGUAGAUCAGUGUACGUACGUACUCCUUAAUUUUAUUCAAGCGAGCAUGCAGUUCGUUCAAUACAAGUAAUAUUGAUCAGUUUUUGCUUGUU